AACCUUUUGUUAAGCCACAGCUUAUGGGUCGAAGAAACCCUCGACAGCCGGUCAUUUACAAGCGAUAGCCGGUAACCCUACCUCUACCCUAUUAGUUCUCUUCCGCUUUCUACUUUGCAUAAUAUCCAGACUCUCCUCUCCUUCCAUUUGCUCCUUUCUCUGGUUCGAUCCUCGUCACACGUAACAUAAUUAUACAAUUUUUCAGGUGAUUAUGGCUGGAAGAAAUCGCCUACCUCGUCAUGUUUUGGAUGGUCCCCGAGGCUACCCUCCAGGUCCUGGUCCAAUUCGUGAUGGUCCCUACAGUAGAGGGCAAAGACCUCUACCUCAUCCUGCAGUAGUGGAGGAGGAGCUUGAAUUGCAGCAUGAAGAAAUCCAAAGGCUGGUUGCAGAGAACAGGAGGCUUGCAACAACACAAGUAGGCCUGCGCCAGGAGCUUGCUGCUGCUCAGGAUGAAAUACACCGUCUGAAUCAGAUAGUGGGAAAUGUCAAAGCUGACAAAGACCUUCAAGCCAGGGAUUUGGUUGAUAAGUGUAUGAAGAUGGAAGCAGAAUUGCGUGCAGUUGAGCCUUUGAGGGCUGAGGUUAUGCAAUUACGUUCUGAUGCCCAAAAGCUGAGUGUUGCCCGACAAGAUCUGGCAGUUCAAGUUCAAGCUCUACAACAGGAAAUGGCUAGAGCACAAGCUGACGUGCAGCAGGUUCCUGCAUUAAGGGCAGAGUUGGAUUCUUUGCACCAAGAACUCAUACGAUCAAGGACUGCCAUUGAAUAUGAAAAGAAGGCAAACACCGAGCAAAUGGAGCAGAGACAGGCAAUGGAGAAGAAUUUAAUUUCUAUGGCUCGUGAAGUUGAGAAACUUAGAGCAGAACUUACGAAUUCAGAGAAAAGAGCCUGGGGUGCUAGCACUCCAGGUGGGCCAUACAGUUCAAAACUUGGCAGUGUUGCAGGAUAUUCAGGGCCAUAUGCAGAGACAUAUGGCAUGCAUAUGGCUCAACCUGGUGUUGAAAAAGGUUCUCAAUAUGGGGCUGGACCUGAUCCUUGGGCGGUGUAUGAGAAACCACGUUCUCAUGGUCGUAGAUAAAUUGAAGUGCAAGUUUUCAUCUAAGCAAUUCAGAUUUGCUUGCUGAUUUCAUAUUUUAAACUGGUAUUUUGUGUGAGCUUCUAGUGUCUGAAGCAUUGACACAUGCCAUGUGGACAUAAUUAGAGUGAUUAACUUUUUGAACAUUUUUUACAAUUGACAUUUUGUCAUUUUAUUUAGAACGUGAAAGGUUUAAUGUUGCUUUAGGGCUAUAGGAUGCAUGUAGGUCAUGUAGUUAGUAUUUAGUUUUGGCAUCAUACUCUAGAAACUUACCUUAAGUAUGUUGAUUUCAAAACUCACUUGAUUAUAUAAAUUUUCUAUGUUCAUUUGGA
This is a messenger RNA of Cryptomeria japonica (Japanese cedar), 1404 nucleotides long. Its product is annotated as protein FLX-like 3. The record is from RefSeq and is a predicted model, not a curated record. NCBI's taxonomy places the organism in Eukaryota, Viridiplantae, Streptophyta, Pinopsida, Cupressales, Cupressaceae. The transcript is spliced from 5 exons. The coding region runs from base 212 to 1075 and encodes 287 amino acids.